UUCUGCGCUCUCAUCAUGGCGGCGCGGGGCCAUGUGCAGGACCCCAACGACCGCCGCCUGCGGCCCAUCUACGAUUAUCUCGAUAAUGGCAAUAAUAAAAUGGCAAUCCAGCAAGCAGAUAAACUGCUCAAAAAGCACAAGGACCUUCACUGUGCCAAGGUGCUGAAGGCCAUUGGCUUGCAGAGGACUGGCAAGCAGGAUGAAGCCUAUGCCCUGGCACAAGAGGUGGCAGCACUUGAACCCACAGAUGACAAUUCCUUGCAAGCACUGACCAUUCUGUACCGGGAAAUGCACAGACCUGAGCUGGUGACAAAACUUUAUGAGGCAGCUGUGAAGAAGGUGCCCAACAGUGAAGAGUAUCACUCCCACCUCUUCAUGGCCUAUGCCAGGGUUGGAGAGUACAAGAAAAUGCAACAGGCUGGAAUGGCACUUUAUAAGAUUGUUCCCAAAAAUCCAUAUUAUUUUUGGUCUGUGAUGAGCCUGAUCAUGCAGUCUAUCUCAGCACAGGAUGAAAACCUCUCCAAGACAAUGUUUCUGCCACUUGCUGAGAGAAUGGUGGAAAAAAUGGUGAAAGAGGACAAGAUUGAAGCUGAGGCUGAAGUGGAACUGUACUACAUGAUCCUGGAACGUUUGGAGAAGUACAAGGAAGCUUUAGAUGUUGUGAGGGGAAAACUUGGAGAGAAGCUGACGAGUGAGCUGCAGAGCCGGGAGAACAAGUGCAUGGCCAUGUACAAGAAGCUGCAGCGGUGGCCCGAGUGCAACGCGCUGGCCAGGAGGCUGCUGCUCAAAAACUCAGAUGAUUGGCAGUUUUAUAUAACUUACUUUGAUUCAGUGUUUCAACUCAUUGAUGAAUCCUGGACGCCUCCAGCAGAGGAAGAGCACUCUCUGGAGGGGGAGGUGCACUGCUCCAUCGAGCAGGCUGUGAAUUUCAUCGAGGAGAGGAUCUCAGAGGAGUCCAAGAGCUCGCGGCCGCUGCGGGGACCGUACUUGGCCAAGCUGGAGCUGAUCAGGCGCCUGCGGCACCGCGGCUGCAAUGAUGAGUACAAGCUGGGUGAUCCAGAAGAACUAAUGUUCCAGUACUUCAAAAAAUUUGGGGACAAGCCCUGCUGUUUUACUGAUCUCAAAGUGUUUGUGGAUCUCCUCCCAGCCAGCCAGUACACAAAGUUCAUCCGGCAGCUGCUGGACGUGAUCCCGCUGGCGGCGGCGGCCGAGAACGAGGUGGCUCUGCCAGGGGACAUCAAGGCCCUGCAGCAGCACCUGUGUGUGGUGCAGCUCUCCAGGCUGCUGGGCAUCUACCACGCCAUGGAGAAGAAGCAGAAGCUGGCAGUGGUGCGGGAGCUGAUGCUGAGAUACCGCCACGGGUUGGAGUUUGGGAAAUCUUGUUUGAAAACUGAAUUGCAGUUUUCAGAUUAUUACUGCCUGCUUGCAGUUCACCUACUGCUUGAUCUGUGGCUGGAAGGUGAAGAGGCAGCUGUGUGGCAGUGCCUGACUCUCCUGGAGGAGGGGCUGUCUCACAGUCCCUCCAAUGCUCAGUUUAAGCUGCUGCUCAUCCGGAUCUACUGCAGGCUCGGCGCCUUCGAGCCCGUCUCGGAGCUCUACUCCAGCCUGGACGCCAAGCACAUCCAGCACGACACCAUCGGUUAUCUCCUGACACGCUACGCCGGCUCGCUGGGCCACUACGCUGCUGCUUCCCAAUCCUGCAACUUUGCACUCAGGUUUUUCCACUCCAACCAGAAAGAUACCUCAGAGUACAUCAUCCAAGCCUACAAGUACGGGGCGUUCGAGAAGAUCCCGGAGUUCAUCGCCUUCAGGAACCGCCUGAACUCCUCCCUUCACUUCGCGCAGGUUCGCACCGAGCGGAUGCUGCUGGACCUCUUACUUGAAGCAAACAUAUCAACCAGUUUAGAAGAAAGUAUAAAGUCCAUGAGUCUGAGCCCAGAGGAGGAUGACAUUCCAUGGAAAGAUCUGCGUGACAACAGAGACCUGACAGUCUUGUUUAGCUGGGAUCCAAAAGACAGGGACAUUUCUGAGGAGCACCGGAAGCUCUCCCUGGAGGAGGAGACGCUGUGGUUGCGAAUCCGCUCCUUAACGUUGAGGCUGGUGAGCGGGCUCCCAACCCUUGGUCACACCAUCCAACCAAAGAACUCUGAAAAGACUGCAGAGAACGGUGUCUCAUCCAAGAUCGACACCAUCCGAGCCCUGCUGCAGCAGCUGGAAGCGGCGGUGGAUUCAGGGAAGAAGUUUCUAGAACAAAAAAUCCAGUAUCCUGUCCUUGGCCCUCCUCCUACCCGAAUGGCUGGCUUCUUCAGCAAUGGCAGCUGUCAGUGCCAGACUAGCUUGUUUUACCUUGUUAGUGAUAUUUAUGAACUAGAUACCAAUGGCUUAGAAGAUUCAGCAGAAAUCCAGGAAAGAAUAGGGAAUAGUUUCAAGUCUUUGGUAGAACGCCUGACAGACUUGUUCAAUAAAUGUAAAGGUGAUUUGAUUGAAGUCAGAGAUGGCACCUUGAAAACUCAUCCAAACCUGUUAGAAAACUUAGUCUUCUUUGUUGAGACGAUCUCCAUUGCCCUGUGGGUAUCAAGUUACUGUGACAGUGUCCUCCGACCUUUUAAAUCCAACCUGCAAAAAAAGAAGAAGAAAAAAAAAGAGAGCAGUGUAGCAAUGCCACCUGUAUUUACCCAUUUCCUGGAUUAUGUAACUGAACUCCAGACAUUAACUUCCAAUGUAAUAGAUCAUAUCAAAGGGCUUGAAAUCAUUCUGACUGCACUAAAACUUGAAGAGCUGUCCCUCAAGGACACUCUGCUUUUACAGGAAGAAAAAAAGUUUACAAAGACUGUGCAAGGGAAGGUCCAGAGCAGUUACCAUCACUCAGUUCAGGAAAUUGGAGAGCUGCUGAAAAAGAGACUUGAUACCAUUAAAAAACUAAAGAUUUGAGCAGUGCAUCCCUGACAGACUCCACAGGGGAGUGACACCAGAGUCCCAGACAGAAGCAACAUCCACUCUACCAUCACUUAAAUCCAGAACUUCCUCAUAAUGCAUGAAGGACUUAAAAUCAUGAAAGAAUUUUUUUAGGUAUUACAGAUGUAUUGAGCUGAUUUAAAUUAUUGUACAUAAAAGAAGCAGGGACCCUUCCUGGGGUUUGACCACUUUUUAUACAUGUUCAUAAGCAUAUUGCAACAGGAGAAAAGUCACUUUCUUCCCUUUUGAUCUCUAGAACCAACUGGAGAUGGUCUUUAGAAGCAGCAAUAGCAAUCCAGUGUAAAGCAUCUAUCUCCAAGGAUAUUUUCAUCACCAUACAGUGUUCAUAACUUUUGUAUGGUCCUUGCCUUAGAAAUGCAGGAAUUGUAGAUGUCCACGUUGAGCCACCUCUGAUGAACUGAUCUGGCUUGGAGCUGCCUGUUUUGUCUGCAAACCACCUGGUCCUGCUGCCAGAAUUCCAAGUGUUGCUCCAUCAGGGAGAGGUGAGGCCUCUGUGGUGGGCUGGGAAUCAUCCAGAGCUGGGGCAGGAUCCUCCAGGGAGGAGGUGUCUGUGCACAGCUCGGGAAAACUGCAGAUGUGAUGAGGAGCAAACUGCAGAGAGAGAGAGAGAUGGGAAUGGGUGUUUCAGCAAAAAAAAACAAACACAAAAAGAGAGACCUUGUAAAUAAUGGCUGCAGUGAAGUGUGACACUGCGCUGGUAUCAUGUCAGUUUAAUGUCAAACAGCAACGUCAUGACUUUUAAAAAGUGUAUUUAGAUUACUGAAACUUUAAGACUUCAAUAUUUUAAUAGAAAUGGAAUCCUAUUGGCUUUGGUUUUAAGUUGGCAGAGGUAACUUUGCUUCCGCUGUGGUCUGAGGCUGAGCUCCUUUUUGUACCUGUCUGCUUGCUUGUUGCAGUUGAACUUUGAUUAUCCAAGCACUGGCCCAUGGAGCUUUCUGUUAGAAAGUGUGACCAUAUCAUCUGCUCCCACAGAAUCUGCAUUUCUGCUGGGUUUUUUUCAUGUUCAAAGAGCAAUGCAGCCUAAAAUUGAUAGGCAAAAAAAAAAAGUUCAUGUACCUGCAAUACAAGGGACAGGUCAGACCCAACAAAUUCCUCAUCUCCUGGUUUAGAGCCACAGGUAUCCAAGUCUAGAUUUAAAGUUUGAAGAGAGCUUGACUGCCUUUGUCAUCUCCUCUGUUUUGUUAGUAAUGCUAGAAUGUUGAUGAGAGUAUUUUUUUAAUAAAUCCCCUGUAUUAAAAAACAAAAAAAAGUCCCAUAGCUGCUCUUGCUGGAUUUAGUUUGGCUUUGCCCCAUCCUGAAAGGGAAAGAAGAAGAAUGUCUGCAGGUUGUCAAAUUGCAAAGGAUGUCCUGAUGGUUGAAUCACAGUGUCUGGUAAGUGCUCUGGGCUGGAGGAAUACCAAAAUGUGUUAAGUUUGUUUUAUAGUAAUACUUUUACUGAAAAAAAAAAAAAAAGAAAGAAAAGAAAAAAAAGAAACAGAACUGUCAUGUUGUAUAGAAAUAUCAUUUUUGAAAGGAGGGUGUGCUCCUUGAAUUAAAGCAAGGCUGGUGACUGGAGGUGAUGCUGUCAGGGUGAGUGAAACCCCCCAGAGCUGGGCUGGGGCAGUUCAGAGCAGCCCUGAGCCAAACCAGGCCCUGCCCUUCCCAGUCAGGGCCACAGUGGCCCUGCUGCUGUCCCUGUCCUCUGAUUCCCAAGGGCUUUGCACAAACACAGCAAAGGUGACACAGGGGACAGUCCCAGGGCUGGUCCAGGCUGGAGUUUCCUUCCACUGCUGCUACACCAGGUUGAACUCAGUCGAAUCAAUAAGCAAUGGUGACAGUGUGAGUGAGGUUUAGGAUUAAGAGAACCAAGCAUUUAAAAUCCUCCUGUGUGCCUGAAAGCAGAAGCUGGGUUAAAAAAAGGUUUCCUGCAUCCCUUGAAAGCAGAACUGAAACUGGAGGGGAUUGGUGUCAUCUGAGGCAGGGGCUGGGACAGGGUGGAACCAUGGCUCUGUCACUUCCAGCACAGGGAAUUGUGAUGUUCUCAGUGCCAGCUGCUGGGAAUGACAGCCUUGGCAAACACAGGACUUUGGGGCUCCUCAGUGGUUUCUAAAAGCAGAGGCUGUCUCUUCCCAAGCUGUAGUUUCUCUAGGAGGAAACAGUGUACAAAAAUGACUCCAUACUCACUGACUGGGGGCUUGCUUGAGGGAGAGUUUCUCUCCCCCUAUAAAUUGUGUACAGUUAAAUAUAUUAUAUAUUUCUUAUGAAAGAGCAUUUCCCCUCCAGAAUAUGUCCCACACAGACCUGGUAAGAAAUUCAAGCUAUAACCCAUUGCUGCUGUUCCCCUUUUUUCCACUCUUAGGAUUUGUUUUUGUUGGUUUCGGAUUUUCUUUGGGUGAUGAAUUGAAAAACAUACCUAGAAGAAGCUACCAAGACUACUGUUUACAGACUGAAAAAUUACUGCUUUUAUACUACUGGGAUCAUGAGCCACGAUCCUUUUACAGAUUUCCUCAACUCCUCUUGGCUUCAAAUCAGUGUCUGAUGUAGAUAAAGGUUGGAAAUCUCCUACUCUGCUUUGUCUACACACAGGACAAACUGUACAAUGCUUGUUUGUGUUGUCCAUCAUUUUUGUACUUUUUAACUGUUCAAAAAUUGCAUUUAUAUUUUGCAAUCCUUGAUAAUCAUGACUUUAUUUUAACAGCUAGUAAUCUUAGGGAAAUUUUUUUGUUGUAUUUGCAGCCUUAUCUGAACUUUCUCUUCCUUGAUUAUUGUUAAUUUAUGACUGUAGGAGAUAUGUACGCCUCAGCCUUCUACGGACUUAAGUGACACAGCUGCAACUGAACUGCUUUAAACUGGAUGGGUUUAUAAUUUAUAUAAAAGUCAGUUUCGUUACAAA
Messenger RNA from Melospiza melodia melodia, 5848 nucleotides. It is a transcript of the gene NAA25, whose product is annotated as N-alpha-acetyltransferase 25, NatB auxiliary subunit. Lineage: Eukaryota; Metazoa; Chordata; Aves; Passeriformes; Passerellidae. The coding region runs from base 16 to 2931 and encodes 971 amino acids. Gene Ontology annotation, biological process: N-terminal peptidyl-methionine acetylation. The record is from RefSeq and is a predicted model, not a curated record. Gene Ontology annotation, molecular function: protein binding. Gene Ontology annotation, cellular component: cytoplasm; NatB complex. The transcript is spliced from 24 exons.